CUUGAAGUUGGUAAAAAUUGAAAAAGGACGUUAACGUAAUUUCAGAAAGAAGUGGGUUAAAUAAGAAUUAACGUAAUUUGUAUCUAUAGAGAUCGUGCGGGGCUUGAUUUCCAAUUUUUCUGCUGCUCCCUCUCUAAUCGAACACUCACACACAGAAAGCAGAAAGAAAGCCAGCACAAACAAAAAAGUACUUAUAACCAAGGGUAAAUCCGUGAAAAUUACUCUCUCUCUCUCUCUCUCUCUCUCUCUCUCUCUCUCUGACACACACACAUACGUACCGUCGUCAACCCCCCUGCGUCUGUAUUAGUUUACUGGUGCACAGUAAAAGCACUACUCUAUAUAGUUUCAGGAAAUUGCCCCUUUCUCUGUCUCGCUGCUCUCGCAUAAUUACAUAGCAUUUCUGGUGUAGAUAGUAAUAGUUGGGAGUGUCAAGAGGUAGAUCUGAAGUUGAAGAAGCUCCCGCCCUCAAAUUCUGUUCCGGAAGCUUCUACGGCUUUCUCUACUUCUGCAUUUCGUUCUAAUGGGAAAAUAGGGUUUCUUGGUUUGAGACUUCUGCUUGAGUGACCCAAAUGGCAAAGUCGAGAUCACAUUUCCCAACUCAAGACGUGUUAUCAUCUGCACAGGCCGCAGUAAGGUCGAGAGAAUGGGAGGGUCCAACAAGGUGGACUGAAUACUUGGGUCCAGAAAUAGCAUCCAGAAAUAAUGGUGGUGCUGAAGGUGCGGCAACUCAAACCUCAAGCAGUUCGUCGCAGAAGGGUUUGAACAUGCAGUGGGUUUACCAGCUCACACAUGUAGCUGAAGGACUAAUGGCAAAAAUGUAUAGACUGAAUCAGAUUUUGGAUUAUCCUGAUUUGGUUAGUCAUGUCUACUCCGAAGCAUUUUGGAAAGCAGGUCUAUUCCCAAACCACCCCAGAAUUUGUAUUUUGCUUGAGAAGAAAUUUCCUGAGCACCACAGCAAGUUGCAGCUUGAACGGGUUGAUAAGCUUGCUUUGGACGCUAUGAAUGAUAGCGCUGAGGUUCAUUUGCAGGGCUUGGAGCCAUGGGUUCAGCUGCUUCUUGACCUGAUGGCAUUCCGAGAACAAUCCCUGCGGCUCAUAUUGGAUCUGAGCAGUACUGUGAUUACCUUGCUGCCCCACCAAAAUUCUCUCAUCCUACAUGCGUUUAUGGAUCUGUUUUGCUCAUUUGUUCGGGUCAAUCUAUUUUCUGAUAAGAUACCAAGGAAAAUGAUACUGCAAACGUACAAUCUUUUGCAUGCCAUGGCACGGAAUGAUCGAGAUUGUGAUUUUUACCAUAGAUUAAUUCAAUUUGUAGAUUCUUAUGAUCCACCAUUGAAGGGGUUACAUGAAGAUCUUAAUUUUGUCAGUCCUCGGAUUGGAGAGGUUUUAGAGGCUGUGGGUCCCAUUGUCUUUUUGUCUACAGAUACAAGGAAGCUGCGAAACGAGGGUUUCCUAAGUCCGUUUCAUCCUAGAUAUCCUGACAUACUUACAAACUCUGCUCAUCCAAUGAGAGCUCAAGACCUGGCAAAUGUUACUUCGUAUCGUGAAUGGGUGUUAUUUGGGUAUUUGGUUUGUCCAGAUGAGCUUCUUCGAGUCACAAGCGUUGACAUUGCUUUGGUUGUAAUGAAGGAAAACCUAGUUCUGACGUUAUUCAGGGACGAAUAUAUUUUAUUGCACGAUGAGUAUCAGCUAUAUGUUUUACCAAGGAUAUUAGAAUCAAAGAAGAUGGCAAAAUCUGGACGAACAAAGCAAAAAGAAGCAGAUCUAGAGUACAGUGUUGCAAAGCAGGUAGAGAAAAUGAUAAGCAGUGAAGUCCAUGAGCAAGCACUAUACUCCUGUGAUGCUAUACACCACGAAAGAAGAAUAUUGUUGAAGCAGGAGAUUGGGAGGAUGGUUCUCUUUUUUACUGACCAACCAAGUUUGUUGGCUCCUAAUAUUCAGAUGGUUUUUUCGGCCUUAGCCUUUGCACAGAGUGAGGUGCUAUGGUAUUUUCAGCAUGUUGGAGUAGCGGCUUCUAAAUCUAAAACAACUCGGGUUGUGCCAGUAGAAACUGAUCCAAAUGAUCCAACUAUUGGAUUUUUAUUGGAUGGUAUGGACAGACUUUGCUGUCUAGUCCGGAAGUAUAUUGCAGCCAUUAGAGGUUAUGCUUUAUCAUACCUAUCAUCCUGUGCUGGUAGAAUCCGCUUUCUGCUGGGUACUCCUGGAAUGGUGGCUCUUGACCUUGAUGCUACCUUGAAGGGACUUUUCCAAAAGAUUGUUCAGCAUUUAGAAAACAUACCAAAACCUCAGGGCGAAAAUAUUUCCGCCAUCACAUGUGAUUUAUCAGAGUUACGCACAGAUUGGUUAUCCAUAUUGAUGAUUGUCACUUCUGCUCGUUCAUCUAUUAACAUCAGACAUUUGGAAAAAGCUACAGUAUCUACUGGCAAAGAGGGCUUAUUGUCAGAAGGAAAUGCUGCAUACAAUUGGUCCAGAUGCGUUGAUGAGCUUGAAAGUCAGUUAUCAAAAUAUGGGAGUCUGAAGAAACUCUAUUUCUACCACCAACAUCUUACAACUGUUUUUCGUAACACCAUGUUUGGCCCUGAGGGUCGUCCACAACAUUGCUGUGCCUGGCUUGGUGUUGCUAGCAGUUUCCCAGAAUGUGCUUCACCAAUUGUUCCAGAAGAGAUGUCUAAAAUUGGACGCGACGCAGUACUGUAUGUUGAAUCCCUUAUCGAAUCUAUCAUGGGAGGGCUGGAAGGUUUAAUAAAUAUUCUUGACUCAGAAGGAGGAUUUGGAUCUCUGGAGAUGCAGCUUCUCCCAGACCAAGCAGCAAAUCUCAUGAAUUUGACAUCCAGAUUAUCUCUUCCUUCAGCAAAAUCUCCAAAACUUUCUUAUGGUUUUCAUUUGCCAGGAUACGAGAGCUAUCCAGAAAAUAAUAAUUCCAUCAAAAUGUUAGAAGCUGCACUGCAGAGGUUGACAAAUCUUUGUUCAGUCUUGAACGACAUGGAGCCUAUAUGUGUUCUGAACCAUGUUUUUGUUCUUAGAGAGUAUAUGAGAGAGUGCAUCCUUGGGAAUUUCAAAAGGAGACUGCUCACCGUGCUGAAAACUGAUUCUGAUCUACAGAGACCUUCUGUCCUGGAAUCACUUAUUCAUAGACAUACUUCUAUAAUUCAUCUAGCAGAGCAACAUGUCAGCAUGGACCUCACCCAGGGUAUUCGUGAAAUUCUCCUUGCAGAGACCUACUCUGGUCCAGUUUCUUCUUUACAGUUGUUUGAGAAAACUGCAGAACAGCAGACUGGGUCAGCUACUGAAGCUGUGUGCAAUUGGUACAUCGAAAACAUUGUUAAGGAUGUCUCUGGUGCCGGAAUCAUCUUUGCACCACUCCAUAGAUGCUUUAAGAGCACACGGCCUGUUGGUGGCUAUUUUGCCGAGUCAGUGACAGAUCUCAGAGAAUUGAAAUCCUUCGUUCGCACUUUUGGCACCUAUGGAGUUGACAGAUUAGACAGGAUGCUUAAAGAACAUACUGCGGCACUUCUAAAUUGCAUUGACACGACAUUGCGGGCAAAUCGUGAGAAUUUGGAGGCAGUUGCUGGAAGUAUGCAUUCUGGUGACAGAAUGGAAACAGAAGUGAAUAUAAAGCAGAUAGUUGAUAUGGACACUAUGGUUAGGUUCUGUAUUCAGGCGGGGCAGGCCAUUGCUUUUGGUUCUCUUUUAGCAGAAGCUUCGGGGGAUGUGCUUAAAGAAGGUGCUCCUCUGAUUUAUUCACUGCUAGCAGGUGUUGCUAAGCAUUUACCUGAUGAGAUACCUGAGAAGAAAGAGAUCCGGAGAAUGAGAAGAGUGGCAAACACUGUUAAUGUAGUUGGUGAUCAUGACUUUGAGUGGGUUAGAUCUAUACUGGAAGAGGUUGGGGGUGCAACUGAUGGUUCGUGGAGCUUGUUGCCCUAUUUAUUUGCAACGUUUAUGACAUCUUCUAUCUGGAACACAACAGCCUUUAAUGUUGACACUGGGGGCUUCAGCAACAAUGUUCACUGUUUGGCCAGGUGCAUAUGUGCUGUGAUUGCGGGAAGUGAAUUGAUCAGACUCGAAAGAGAAUUUCAACAGAAACAAUCUCUUUCAAAUGGCCACAUCAGUGAAACGUUGGAUCCUGCCGAGACACUAAACUAUCUGUCAAUAGAGGCAAGCAUAAAGUCCACAAUGCAGCUUUUCAUCAAGUUCUCAGCAGGAAUUAUUCUCGAUUCUUGGAAUGAAAGCAAUCGGUCUCACCUUAUUGCAAAGCUGAUAUUUCUCGAUCAAGUAUGUGAGAUCUCACCAUACCUGCCGAGGAGUUCACUGGAAUCUCAUGUACCUUAUUCGAUCCUACGUUCCGUGUACAGCCAAUACUAUUCAAAUUCUUCGACUCCCCUGGCAUUGAUGAGUAGUGCCUCGCCACGCCAUUCUCCCGCCAUGUCACUGGCUCAUGCUUCUCCAUCACUGAGGCAGCACCGUGGUGGAGACACCAUUUCUCCACAGUCGAAUGUCCACGACUCAGGUUAUUUCAAGACUUCAUCUGCACAUGGCCCAGAUCAAUACGAGACAGACAGUGUUGGCAUAAGAAGCAUCGACCACAAAAAUCGAAAUGUUAGGCGGUCUGGCCCAUUGGACUACAGCUUAAGUCGUAAGUCCAAAUUUGUAGAAGGCUCAACAUCAGCUAGCACUGGUCCCAGCCCAUUGCCUAGAUUUGCAGUCUCGAGAUCCGGUCCAAUAUCGUACAAUUAAGACAUAAAAUACUUAUAAUUGUGAAGUAAAAGAUUGUAUGUUGAGUAUAAUAAUUAUGUGUUGUAGUGAAAGAUGUGAUGUCAGUGGAAACUGUAUUAUUCUUGUAGAUGUAUUUACUGUUUACUGUGUCUUUGAUGAGAGUCUAUAGCUACUCAUUUCUGUUUGUUGCAUCAUUUUGUAAUGAAGAUAAACAAUAGUAAUUUUCAAUCAACUUGAGACUUAGUUUAGACA
This is a messenger RNA of Erythranthe guttata (spotted monkey flower), 4961 nucleotides long. Lineage: Eukaryota; Viridiplantae; Streptophyta; Magnoliopsida; Lamiales; Phrymaceae. The record is from RefSeq and is a predicted model, not a curated record.